AUGGAGAUCCAGCCAGGAAUCUACUUCACCCCGCGGCCAUCGGGGCCCACGACCGACCCUCAACAAGAUCGCAGCUCGGCGCUCUAUUCGCUGCCAGAAGCGGUCGCAGACGAUCUCGCUUAUCUGCACAACGAGCGUGAGCGGCUGAAGCGUUCGGUGGCCUUUCUUUUCAAGUCGAACGAGGAGAUGCGGGAAGCAGACGAGACCGACCCAGAUUUCUUGGAGGCCAUCUCGGAGAAUAUUGCUGUCAUUGACCGUCAGAGCAAGGCAAUCAAAGCCAUCGAGCUCAAGAUCAUGCAGCUAUCGGGGCCCCAUCGAUCUGAAGACUGCCUCGGCGAGAUCGUUGGGCCUGCUGUCCGUUCCUCUGCCCCCGCUCCCCCAGAGUCUGUGCCUCCAACGUCCUCGCUAGGUGCAGAAGUCAAUGCAGCGCCCACUCGGAUCGACUCAAGCGAUGGAGUCUUUUUGUGA
This is a messenger RNA of Polychytrium aggregatum, 468 nucleotides long. RefSeq lists its product as uncharacterized. NCBI's taxonomy places the organism in Eukaryota, Fungi, Chytridiomycota, Chytridiomycetes, Polychytriales. The record is from RefSeq and is a predicted model, not a curated record. Bases 1 to 468 code for a protein of 155 amino acids. The transcript is spliced from 2 exons.